Linderina pennispora is the source of this 715-nucleotide messenger RNA. RefSeq lists its product as uncharacterized. Lineage: Eukaryota; Fungi; Kickxellomycota; Kickxellomycetes; Kickxellales; Kickxellaceae. The transcript has 2 exons. The record is from RefSeq and is a predicted model, not a curated record. The annotation marks the transcript as partial. Gene Ontology annotation, molecular function: acid phosphatase activity.
CACCCCAUCCCUGAGCUGGAGGCACUUGGAUGGGACCCACGUAAAGAGGAGGCGGAGUUUCUCCCUGAGCUAAUCGUAUUUGACCUCGACUUCACGCUGUGGUCCUGCUGGAUUGACACGCACACGAACGGGCCGCCGUACCGGCUCGCAGCAAACAACAAGGUGAAGGACCGGUACGGUGACACAAUGGAGCUGUUCUCGGACGUACCGCGAGUGCUAGACCUAAUCAUGCAGCUGCCCAACACGCGCAUCGGCAUAGCAUCACGGACCGACCGCGCCGAGUGGGCGAAGCAGAUCCAGUCGGACAUUGGAGUGAAGAAGAAAAAGAUGAUAGAAUGUAUUGACUUCAUGGAGAUCUAUCCGGGCUCAAAGGUGACGCAUUUCCGGAACCUGGCCUAGGGACUCGGGAGUGGAGUAUGAGCGUAUGAUAUUCUUUGAUGAUGAGGCCAGGAAUGCCGAGGUCGAGACGAAGCUGGGGGUGCGGUUCGUCCAUGUCGACGACGCGUUCGGGGUCAAUUGGAAUCUGUUCUUGCAGCAUCUGUGGAGCUAUGCUGAGCACCGCAAGCACAGGCAGUCGUAGACCUAGCAUGUUUUUUUGCGACGAUUGUCGGUCAUAUGACAUGGUCGUUGUGAUUCCAUAAAUAAUGCAUCUGGCCAGCCAAGCAUAUGUUGGAUACAUGUACAGGGUGGCGCCAUGUAUGGCUAUCACAUUCAC